UAAAAUCCGUCAGUUCGUCUGCUAGAACACGUUGCUUUUAUCGUGGAGGUUUUGGCAACUGGGUGCCAAAAAAUCGAAAUUGAAACUGAAAUUUAUCGUGGAGAUUAAGACUUUCCAUUAUUGUAGUGUUAACUGGUUGGGUUUUAAUCGAAUUGUUACCGAGAAUGCCCGAGCUUGAAGGUUUCGGAGAUGGAGGGUACCAAUCAGAAGCUGAGCUUGACACACGAACUCUGGUGCAAGAACAAAAUCGAAAAAAGAAAAAAUCUGGUGGUUUCCAGUCUAUGGGACUUAGUUACAAUGUUUACCGUGGAGUAAUAAAAUGUGGGUACAAAAUACCAACACCAAUUCAGAGAAAGUGUAUCCCAUUGAUUAUGGAGAAAAAAGAUGUGGUUGCAAUGGCAAGAACUGGCAGUGGCAAGACUGCCUGUUUCUUGAUUCCUUUAUUUGAAAGGCUUCAAGCACACUCAACCAUAGGGACUCGGGCACUUAUUAUGUCUCCAACCCGAGAGUUAGCAUUGCAAACCCUAAAGUUCACACGAGAACUUGGCAAAUACACUGGAUUGAAAGCAGCCACUAUACUUGGAGGAGAUUCUAUGGAAGCCCAAUUUGCUGCAAUGCAUGAAAUACCAGAUAUCAUUAUUGCCACUCCUGGACGUUUUGCUCAUCUCUGUGUUGAAAUGGAACUAAAACUAAAGGAAAUAGAAUAUGUAGUUUUUGAUGAAGCUGACAGACUUUUUGAGAUGGGUUUUGGAGAGCAGUUGCUAGAGAUCUUGAACAGGCUUCCUGAAUCAAGACAGACUCUUCUUUUCUCAGCUACCCUCCCAAAACUGCUUGUUGAUUUCACAAAAGCUGGACUUACUGAUCCAGUAUUGGUCAGAUUGGACGUCGAUUCUAAGUUACCCGAGGCUUUAAAAUUGGCUUUCGUAUUCUGUCCUUGUGAAUCGAAAGCAUCCAUUCUUCUUCACUUACUACGAAAUGCAAUUAAAGCAGGUGAAUUGACGCUUGUGUUUGCCGCGACUAUGCAUCACGUUGAAUACUUGCACCUCUUACUUGACAAAGCGGGAAUCUCCAAUACAUACAUUUAUUCUAGUUUGGACCAAGCAGCCCGUAAAAUUCAUGCUGCCAAAUUUCAAACAAAGCAAACAAAUGUCAUGAUUACCACCGACGUUGCUGCACGUGGUAUUGAUAUUCCGCUGUUGGACAAUGUGAUCAACUACAAUUUCCCAGCCAAAGCCAAAUUAUUUGUCCACAGAGUCGGACGUGUUGCACGUGCCGGACGCUCUGGUACGGCUUAUUCACUAGUCGCCCUUGAUGAAAUACCUGCUUUAGUGGACUUGCACCUCUUCUUGGGAAGACCGGUAAAGCAGAUUCCUCAAGAUGGACUAAAAAAGGGCGAGGACUGGGACGGCUAUCUUGGUCGUGUUGGCCAAAGCGUUAUAGACGAUGGAAGUAGUGCGAUGCAGCUGUGGCACCAAGAGUCAGUAGAGCUUCAAAAUAUGAUCAAGGUCUACACGUCAGCUUACAAACAGUACAAACGUUCUUGCCCACCUCCCUCUCAUGAAUCCAUCAAAAAGGGAAAAGAGAUCAAGCUUGAACUCCUAGGCCCUCACCCUGUGUUCGUAGCUGAAAGUGGUGAGCUCGAAAGUGAUCGGCUCAAUUUGCUAGAGCAAAUGAAGUGCUACCGUCCUCAUCACACUAUUUUUGAAAUUGGCGUGACGGCCAACUCCAUCAAGGCGAAAGUGAUGUUAGAGAAACGCAUAAAGCAUCAGCGAAUCAUCAUUAAACAAAAAAAAGCUGCAAUAAAAUCCGCGGCUGAAGCUGCAUCUUCGGACGAACCUGAAAACGUUGGCGUUCCACAAGAGGAAGCCGACGAAGAAAUGGUCCAAGAAGCGUUCAGCACCGUUAUUGCCCAAAAGAAACGGGCCAGCCGGAAACCAUUUGAUCCCAACCAAGCAAAAAAGAAGCGCCUUCAGACUCAAACAACCAAGGACGAAGAAAACUACAUCAACUACGUAGCAAAGGAUCACCAAACAGAAUCUGGAUUGGCACUGGGGUGUGAUUUCGGACGUGCUGCCGCAGACGCGGUCUUGGAUUUGACUGGUGACGACGACCAGGAACUGCGAAAACAAAGAAGUCUUAUGAAAUGGGAUCGAAAGAAGAAGAAGUUUAUCGGACAGGAGGAUGUCAAGAAACGCAAGAUCCGUACUGAAUCGGGUGUUUGGAUCCCAGCCACAUACAAGACUGACCGCUAUGAAAGAUGGAAGGGCAAAUCUAAAAUUGACCAAAACGACCCAGCAAGUGAAGAUUCCGGCGAUGACGAAAAGGGUGGCAAUCGUAAUGUGUCGUCGCGAUUCGGUGGAGGUUUUCCGAGACGUGGCGUUCCUAUGGGAAUGAAUCUAGAAGGCAAAUUAGGUGGCCUACCAAUGAACCAUCCAGCGAUGAAGAAGGCUUGGUCUGAGGUUAAGCGAGGUGGACAGAGAGUGGGUGAUGAGGUGAAGCUUCCUGAGCAAAUUGAAAAGGCUCGCAAACUAAAGGAGAAGGCCCGUCUCCGCGGAAACAAAGAAAUACGGAUUAAACUCCAAAUGAAGCAAAAGAAGCCUACUCUUAAGACCAAACAAAAGAAGGGCGGUAAGAGAAGGAGGUAAGCCAGGCAAAUCCAUUUUUAAAAAAGGAACUAGUUGCGUACUAUAUCACCGACCAGACGCAGCGCCUUUUUUCUUUUUUUUCUUGUUCUCCAUUUACCGUUACAUAUGGCACCAGCUCGAGAAAAUCCAUUAAUACAAGAUUGUGUUCUCGCGUC
Molecule: messenger RNA, 2800 nt
Organism: Daphnia magna
Lineage: Eukaryota; Metazoa; Arthropoda; Branchiopoda; Diplostraca; Daphniidae
Product: ATP-dependent RNA helicase DDX54
Exons: 10
Coding region: 165-2645 (826 amino acids)
Cellular component (GO): nucleus
Molecular function (GO): ATP binding; RNA helicase activity; RNA binding
Source: RefSeq, a predicted model, not a curated record